AUGCAAGUCGUCCCGCUGGCUCCACAAGGACUGAACACCUCAUCCCAGUUCGAGUCGGGUACCGGGGUUAGAUGGCUCGGAAGCGGCGAAUUGAAAAUAGAGAUGGCUGGAGCGUGGGCAGGGACCGAGGGGAAGUGGAGAUUCAUAGCUAUCAAUCGCUGGUUGGAGUGGCUCGACGCUUCCUAUCUGGACACGUGGCCUUGGGGGUCCCCUCCUUUAGUACUGGACAUGGACCUCUCGAGGAACGAUCUCACGGAUGAGGAAUUUAAAUGGAUACUGCUACAUCUCGACAGGGGCCCCGCGAAUGUUCAACGACUGCGGGCUUCCUUCAAUCAACUCACGGAGAAAUGCGUCGAUGCUUUGGUGGGGAUGUUGGACAUUGGCAACGAGCAAAGAGUUGCUGAACUUCAUCUCAACGGUAACUCCCUCGGCAACAGAGGAGUCUCAGCUGUCCUCACGGCCGUUGCCACGAGCUCACGACACCAACACGGGUCGGCUGUUGCCCACGAGCUACCGCCACUGUGGCUGCGUGUUGAUGACAAUUCUACUGACUGUGAGGCCGAGCUCGUAUCGUCGAUAUUCCAACCUGGGGAGUACUGUAUGGCUACCCUUCCUGCAUCUUGCACUCCCGAUAUCUGUGGCAAUGGUGCACUCGUUCACCUCUUUAACUUUGGCAGACAGGAGUUGCCUACAGGCAGCUAA
This is a messenger RNA of Perkinsus marinus ATCC 50983, 702 nucleotides long. RefSeq lists its product as hypothetical. NCBI's taxonomy places the organism in Eukaryota, Perkinsozoa, Perkinsida, Perkinsidae. The transcript has 5 exons. The record is from RefSeq and is a predicted model, not a curated record. The coding region runs from base 1 to 702 and encodes 233 amino acids.